Messenger RNA from Rhododendron vialii, 2438 nucleotides. RefSeq lists its product as uncharacterized. The record is from RefSeq and is a predicted model, not a curated record. Bases 403 to 1815 code for a protein of 470 amino acids. Lineage: Eukaryota; Viridiplantae; Streptophyta; Magnoliopsida; Ericales; Ericaceae. The transcript is spliced from 3 exons.
UACACUCACACUAUUCUCUCUCUACAAAGCCUACUCGUAUAAUCCCCAGACCCCAAUACACGCUUGUCCCCACUAGAUUCUCUCUCUCUCUCUCUCCUCCUAAAACCCACCACUGCCUUGAAAUCUUCGUUCUAACCAGUUUUCCUCGUUGUUGCUCCGCAUUAAAACCACUCUCUCCAGAAACCCAAAUUUCCUCAUUGCUAUAAACCAAACACCACCUCUACUCGAAAAAAGCUUCUUCGUCGACUACGAGGAUACCUCAGUCAAAUCCCUCCCUAGAAUCCUCUGCAUAGAAAUGUCUAUAUAGAGAGAGAGAGAGAGAGAGAGAGAGAGAGAGAGUACUAUCGUUUCUCAGUUGCAAAAAAAAUCUCAGUCAGUACCUUGGGUUUUCCAAAAAAAAAAAUGGAGAAAAAACAGGGCUUCUUUUCGGCACUCAAAGAAGAGGUAGUCCGGGGGUUGUCACCCGCGAGGUCACGCGCGAAGAGUCCGGCGAGGAGCGCCUCGCCGAUGGCGGCGCUGCUCCGGCGGCGGAAGAGCCACCGCCACGCGGCGAACCCGGAGGCGCUGCUGAUCGGGAGGUCCGGGAGCCUGAGGCCGGUGAUGGAGGGUCCGGAUCCGGACGGAGGCGAGGCCGGGGACUCGAAGCGGGUCGGGUCGGGGCUGGGGCACUGGGUGAAGGGACAGCUGGCUAGGGCUCCGUCUGUUGCUUCUUCGAAUAGUAAUAAUGCGUACAAGAGGUCUGAUCUGAGACUGUUGUUGGGUGUCAUGGGCGCUCCUCUCGCCCCCGUGCACGUUAGCUCUAGCGACCCUUUGCCUCACCUUAGCAUCAAGGAUACUCCCAUUGAAACUUCAUCAGCGCAGUACAUAUUACAGCAAUAUACUGCUGCAUCAGGAGGGCAAAAGUUGCAAAACUCCAUUCGGAAUGCAUAUGCUUUGGGAAAGGUGAAGAUGUUAGCUGCCGAAUUUGAAACUGCUGGAAAGGUAAUGAAGAACCGGAGUGCUGCGAGAGAUACCGAGUCAGGUGGAUUUGUCCUCUGGCAGAUGAAUCCAGACAUGUGGUACGUCGAGCUUUCUGUGGGGGGAAGCAAGGUUCAUGCAGGCUGCAAUGGUAAGAUUGUCUGGAGGCACACCCCAUGGCUUGGGGCCCAUACUGCUAAAGGGCCCGUUAGACCCUUACGCCGUGCCCUUCAGGGUCUUGACCCCAGAACAACUGCUAGCAUGUUUGCUAAUGCAAGAUGCAUUGGAGAGAAAAAGAUCAACGGCGAGGAUUGCUUUAUCCUCAAGCUUUGUGCCGAUCCUCUGACCUUGAAGGCAAGAAGUGAGGGCCCUGCAGAGAUAAUAAGGCACGUUUUGUUUGGCUACUUUAGCCAAAAGACGGGCCUUCUUGUUCACAUGGAGGAUUCUCAUCUGACCCGCAUCCAAUCCAGUGGCGGCGAUGCAGUUUAUUGGGAAACCACUAUCAAUUCGUUCCUCGACGAUUACAGGCUUGUCGAAGGGAUCAUGAUCGCUCACUCUGGGCGUUCUGUGGUUACCCUGUUUAGGUUCGGCGAGAUGGCAAUGAGCCAUACAAAAACAAGGAUGGAAGAAGCUUGGACUAUUGAAGAGGUUGCGUUCAAUGUUCCUGGGUUGUCGUUAGACUGUUUUAUCCCUCCGGCUGAUUUAAGAUCUGGUUCCAUAAGUGAAGCAUGUGAACUCCCUCAAGAAGAACGGGGAAAGAGCACGACUGCCCUUUCGGCCCACCGGGCUAAGGUUGCUGCCCUGGAGAAACCACAUGACUGCAACAUUGAUGCCAUGGUAUGGAAGAUGGAACUCUAAAUAAAGGGUAGGGAAAAUUAGAGAAAGUGUUUAUAGAGUAGCUAGGAUUUACCUGACAGACACAAGGUACAACGUAGGAAUCGAGUCGUUUAGAAAUUUUAUGAGUUAGGAUAUGCCUCUUAUCAAUCUGUAAAUAGAGCGUAAUCAUUCACAGGUUCUACCGGGGGCCUAGAUGGAUUUUUAUGCUCUUAACGCAGAAUCCAACUAUGGAGUUGGAGCUCGGUUUUCCCAGUAAAGGAUGGAGCAGUGGAGGUUUAUUUUUAUUUCAACUUCCAUUUUAGGAGGAAGAUGGUGACGCUUUGCUAUAUUGCAGAACCAUUUACCUUGAUCCUACUAAUUCCUUUUCCUAGAUGUAUACAGCGGCGGCAGUGACAAGAACACAGCUGCGCUUAUUGAAAUAUCGCAGUUCGCUAAUUCUAAUUUAUUUCUAAUUUGGUGUGGACUUUUUCUUGCUGGUGAAGUUGUGUGUGGCUAGUAGAAAAGAUGUGGAAGACUGGGCAUUAUUGAGGGUUUGUAGUUGUAAUUUGUCAGUGCAGUGAUGCCUGAGUAUAGAUAUUGUCAACAGAAAUUCUCUCACAUAUUGAAUGCUAGUGAAUGCAGAUAGAAGCAUCUUUCUCUCUUCA